AUGACAGAUACUACUAAGAAGGAUCCUGCCGAUUUGAUGGCUUCCUUGAAAAUUGAAGAAGAUAACAAGAAGAUUGAUUCCAAUGAAGUUAAGGACACAAAGGAAACUGAUUCAAAAAGUGAACAAAAGGAAGAUAAGAAGACUGAAAAACCAAAGGAAUCGGACACUAAUUUGAUUAAAUCUGAAUAUGAAGUUAAAGUGAAAUUAGUAGAUAUACAGGCAGAUCCAAAUUCUCCAUUAUUUAGUGCGAAAUCGUUUGAUGAGUUAGGAUUGGCACCUGAACUAUUGAAAGGUGUCUAUGCGAUGAAAUUUCAAAAACCAUCUAAAGUGCAAGAGAGAGCAUUACCUUUACUUCUUUCCAAUCCUCCAAGAAAUAUGAUAGCUCAAUCUCAAUCUGGUACUGGUAAGACAGCAGCAUUUUCUUUAGCAAUGCUAUCUCGUGUCAAUACUGAAAUCGAUGGAACUCAAGCCAUUUGUUUAGCACCAUCAAGAGAAUUAGCAAGACAAACACUUGAAGUUAUUCAAGAAAUGGGCAAGUUUACCAAAAUUACAACGCAAUUAAUUGUUCCAGACUCAUUCCCAAAGAAUGAACAUAUUAAAGCACAAAUUAUCGUGGGUACACCGGGGACAGUAUUAGAUUUAAUGCGCCGAAAAUUAUUGACAUUGAAUAGUGUCAAAGUUUUUGUUCUUGAUGAAGCUGAUAAUAUGUUAGACAAACAAGGGUUAGGUGAUCAAUGUAUUCGUGUUAAGAGAUUUUUGCCAAAAACUACACAACUAGUUCUUUUCAGCGCCACUUUUGCUGAUGCAGUUAGACAAUAUGCCAAGAAAGUUGUCCCAGAAGCCAAUACUUUAGAAUUACAAAGAAACGAAGUCAAUGUUAGUGCAAUCAAACAGUUAUACAUGGAUUGUAACGAUGAGCAGCACAAGUAUGAAGUUUUGUGUGAACUAUACGGUCUUUUAACGAUUGGUUCUUCUAUUAUCUUUGUUGCCACAAAAAAUACCGCUAAUCUUCUGUAUGGGAAAUUAAAACAAGAAGGUCACCAAGUUUCCAUUUUACAUGGUGACUUACAAAGUCAAGAGAGAGAUAGGUUGAUAGAUGACUUCAGAGAAGGUAGAUCUAAAGUAUUAAUCACAACCAAUGUUCUCGCCAGAGGUAUUGAUAUUCCAACAGUCUCAAUGGUGGUCAACUAUGAUCUUCCAACUUUACCAAAUGGCCUAGCGGAUCCAGCAACUUACAUUCAUAGAAUUGGUAGAACUGGUAGAUUUGGUAGAACAGGUGUUGCGAUUUCUUUUGUCAGUGAUAAAAAAUCAUUCAAUACAUUAUCUGCCAUUCAAAAGUAUUUCGGUGAUAUUGAAAUGACCCGUGUCCCAACUGAUGAUUGGGAUGAAGUUGAAAAGAUUGUCAAGAAGGUCUUGAAGGAUUGA
Kazachstania africana CBS 2517 is the source of this 1425-nucleotide messenger RNA. It is a transcript of the gene DBP5, whose product is annotated as ATP-dependent RNA helicase DBP5. Gene Ontology annotation, cellular component: cytoplasmic stress granule; nucleus. Gene Ontology annotation, biological process: poly(A)+ mRNA export from nucleus. Gene Ontology annotation, molecular function: RNA helicase activity; ATP binding; RNA binding. The record is from RefSeq and is a predicted model, not a curated record. The coding region runs from base 1 to 1425 and encodes 474 amino acids. The transcript has a single exon. Lineage: Eukaryota; Fungi; Ascomycota; Saccharomycetes; Saccharomycetales; Saccharomycetaceae.